GGGUGAUUGAGAAUAGCUGCGACCAAUUCCUAAUUUCUCCACUUUCCCCCGCCUUGAUCGGACUGGAGAGCGAUUGUUCUGUCCGGGGGUUUUCUGGAGUAACUAGUAGUUACCCCCGGAAUCGUCAUUAGGAGUAAAAUCGCCCAGAUUUCCAUUAGUGAGCAUCAUUCACUGACAGACAAGGUAUAAAGGAGAGCAUUCUUCUAUUCUUUCCAUCCUUCUGCCUGCGACUCUGCUUCGUACUCUUUGUUCUUCUCCCCUACCGCCGCUCUGUCUAUAGUUCUGGUGGUCGACGUCAUCCACCCGGUUUCCUCGCUGCCAAUCUCAACCAACCUUUUUCACCAUGCAGACCAAACAUUUCUUUUCAGACCCCAACCAUCUGGUCCAGACUGCUCUGCACUCGUUAACCCUCACAAACCCUUCGCUUGCAUAUGACUCCCAAAACAAGAUCAUCUUCCGUCGCCCCGAGACUGUACCAAAAUCGAAAGUCGCCAUUAUCUCCGGGGGAGGCUCUGGCCAUGAGCCCGCUUUCGCAGGAUAUGUCGGCCACGGCCUCUUGGAUGCCUCUGCAGCGGGAACCAUUUUCGCCUCGCCGUCUGCGGAACAAGUUCGCAUUGCUGCCAUAGAGCGUGUCAACACCGAGCAAGGGGUGCUUAUUAUCCCCAUGAAUUAUACUGGUGAUGUCCUCAACUUCGGUAUGGCUGCGGAAAAGGCCCGGGCUGCCGGAAUCCAGACUGAGUUCUUCGCCAUCAAUGACGACGUCGGCGUUGGCAAGAAGAAGAGUGGUAAAGUUGGUCGCCGUGGUAUUGGCGGUGGCAUUCUGAUCCUGAAGAUUGUUGGAGCUUUGGCUGAGGCGGGCGGCUCCCUCGAUGAUGUUUACCAGACUGCCCAGCUGGCCAACAAGAAUCUCGUUUCCGUUGCGUCGUCGCUUGAACACGUUCACAUCCCGGGUAGAGAAAUUCCCGUCGAUUCUAUUCCAGACGACGAAAUUGAGGUUGGAAUGGGCAUUCACAAUGAGCCGGGAUCUCACCGAGUUAAGGCCACUCUGGUAGAAUUGGUUCAGACAAUGCUCCUUCAGAUGCUGGACCACAAUGACCCAGAUCGCGCCUACGUCGCGCACACCCCAGAAGACAAUUUUGUCCUGUUGAUCAAUAACUUGGGAAGUCUUAGCACCCUGGAGCUGUCGGGGAUCACAGAUGAGGUUUAUCGGCAGCUCGAAAAAGACUAUCAGAUCAAACCUGCGCGAGUGAUUCAGGGAACAUUCCUUACCAGUCUUAAUGGACUAGGCUUCAGCAUCUCGUUGCUUAAACUUGCAGACACCGGGCUGGGCCCUGGCAAGUCUUUCCUCGAACUCCUUGAUGCCCCCGCGGAGGCAGUGGGAUGGGCUGCCCCUAUCAAACCUUCUACAUGGGGACAUCGUAAUGCUGCCCCUGUUGAACUCAAGCAAAUCAAAUUGGGCAAGCAGCAGUCCAGCAAUUUGAAGUUGGAUGUAGCUACCGUCCAAAAGGUCUUAGGGAGCGCACUCAAGCGAGUCAUUGCAGCCGAACCCCUGAUUACCCGCUACGACACUAUCGUCGGUGACGGCGACUGCGGUGUGGGCCUAAAGCGCGGUGCGGAGGCCAUCCUCGCCUUCCUCCAAGACCCCUCCUCCAACCUUACCGAUGACGUUGUUGCCACCGUUAACGGCAUCGUCACUGUUGUCGAGAACACCAUGGACGGCACCUCAGGUGCCAUCUACUCGAUCUUCCUAAAUGCCCUCCUCCACGGGCUUCGCGAACAAGAUAAAGGUACCGCAACUCCAGCGACAGUCGACGUCUGGGGUCCCGCCCUGGCAUACUCCGUCUCCGCCCUCGCAAAAUAUACCCCCGCGCAACCGGGGGACCGCACCCUGAUUGAUGCUCUCGUUCCCUUUUGCGAGACCCUCCUCCAGGCAAAGGACAUCCAUGCUGCUGCUCAAGCCGCGCAGGAAGGCACUGAAGCCACCAAGAGCAUGAAAGCUAGUCUGGGCCGUUCAGUUUACGUCGGUGGCGAAGAGGAGUGGCUAGGCAAGGUUCCGGACCCAGGUGCUUAUGGACUUGGCGAGUUCUUUAAUGGGCUAGCGGAAGCCUUUUAAAAUGUCAUGUCAUGUCAUCCCAUAUGCCGAUGCGGGGGUUAGUAUAUAUACCUUUUAUGAUUUAUCCUUAGUAUAAUUUGAUGAUGAUGAGCAU
Aspergillus ochraceoroseus IBT 24754 is the source of this 2207-nucleotide messenger RNA. RefSeq names its product putative dihydroxyacetone kinase (DakA). The transcript has 4 exons. The coding region runs from base 344 to 2113 and encodes 589 amino acids. The record is from RefSeq and is a predicted model, not a curated record. Gene Ontology annotation, cellular component: cytosol. Gene Ontology annotation, molecular function: ATP binding; glycerone kinase activity. Gene Ontology annotation, biological process: glycerol catabolic process. NCBI's taxonomy places the organism in Eukaryota, Fungi, Ascomycota, Eurotiomycetes, Eurotiales, Aspergillaceae.